AUGGCUGGGAUGUCAGGGGGUAAUCUGCCUGGGAUGGCAGGGUGUAAUAUGGUUUGGAUAUCAGGGGGUAAUCUGCCUGGGAUGGCAGGGUGUAAUAUGGCUGGGAUAUCAGGGGGUAAUCUGCCUGGGAUGGCAGGGUGUAAUAUGGUUUGGAUGUCAGGGGGUAAUCUGCCUGGGAUGGCAGGGUGUAAUAUGGUUUGGAUAUCAGGGGGUAAUCUGCUUCGGAUGGCAGGGUGUAAUAUGGCUGGGAUGUCAGGGGGUAAUCUGCCUGGGAUGGCAGGGUGUAAUAUGGUUUGGAUAUCAGGGGGUAAUCUGCCUGGGAUGGCAGGGUAUAAUAUGGCUGGGAUAUCAGGGGGUAAUCUGCCUGGGAUGGCAGGGUGUAAUAUGGUUUGGAUGUCGGGGGGUAAUCUGCCUGGGAUGGCAGGGUGUAAUAUGGUUUGGAUAUCAGGGGGUAAUCUGCUUUGGAUGGCAGGGUGUAAUAUGGCUGGGAUGUCAGGGGUAAUCUGCCUGGGAUGGCAGGGUGUAAUAUGGUUUGGAUAUCAGGGGUAA
This is a messenger RNA of Saccoglossus kowalevskii, 549 nucleotides long. Its product is annotated as circumsporozoite protein-like. Lineage: Eukaryota; Metazoa; Hemichordata; Enteropneusta; Harrimaniidae. The record is from RefSeq and is a predicted model, not a curated record.